This is a messenger RNA of Capsaspora owczarzaki ATCC 30864, 765 nucleotides long. Its product is annotated as leucine Rich Repeat family protein. Gene Ontology annotation, molecular function: protein binding. The record is from RefSeq and is a predicted model, not a curated record. Bases 1 to 765 code for a protein of 254 amino acids. Lineage: Eukaryota; Filasterea; Ministeriida; Capsasporidae. The transcript has 3 exons.
AUGUCAAACAACUCACUCUCGGAAGCAGUCGUCCUCGCAAAGACCGGCGCGAAAACGCUGCUCGACGUGCGUCACUUGCACUGCUGGGGCGAAGAGUUUGGCGACAUUUCCAUCGUUGCACGCAUGGCGAACGUCGAAGUGCUGAGUUUGAGCGCGAAUAAAAUCUCGCAUUUGCAGCCAAUGAGGGCGUGCUUGAAACUCAAGGAGCUCUACCUGAGACACAACCAGAUAGCCAGCGUCGCCGAGUUGCAAUGGCUGCGCAAGCUCCCAGAACUCAGGUCGCUGUGGCUCUCCGACAACCCAGUCACCGCUCUGCCAAAUUAUCGCCUUCAAGUCAUUGCAUUGCUGCCUCAGCUUCAGAUACUGGACAACUUGGUCGUUGGCGCAGCUGAACGCUCGGCCAUUCCACCAUCAUCUCGACCAGUUCAGAAGUCUCCUCCAACACAAACUGGCCUUCCAACAAACCCUGCGUGCCGCAAUUGCCAGCAUCACGACCCGCACGAGUCGCAUCUGAAACAACACGUCGAGCAACAGCCUCCUCCUCGCUCGAGUGCAUCGCCAGCAGCUCCCGCGACGCCGCCUGUGUCUCCAAAAGUCAGUGUCGUCGGGCCAUCCGUGGAGCGGCCUUCUGCGAACAAUGGUUCUCCGACCAAAACAGCGCCGUCCGCCCCAUUGCAAGCCGUUCUGGUCCUGCUGCCCUUGCUGAGCAAGAACGAGCAGCUUCAUGUGUUGCAUGCGCUUCAAAGGCAACAGCCGCAACAGUAG